Messenger RNA from Branchiostoma floridae (Florida lancelet), 2191 nucleotides. RefSeq lists its product as uncharacterized. The record is from RefSeq and is a predicted model, not a curated record. Gene Ontology annotation, molecular function: ubiquitin protein ligase activity; single-stranded DNA binding. The coding region runs from base 156 to 1826 and encodes 556 amino acids. NCBI's taxonomy places the organism in Eukaryota, Metazoa, Chordata, Leptocardii, Amphioxiformes, Branchiostomatidae. Gene Ontology annotation, biological process: DNA damage tolerance; protein monoubiquitination. The transcript is spliced from 7 exons.
UGAAUGGUGUGAGCCAAAAUACCGCGGUCCAAAUGAAAAUGUUGCCAAGGUAGCAGAAGAGUAAACCUCUUUGAAUUCUAUCUAAGUUAAUUUUUAAGACAUUCCUAACUAUUUAGAUACCUUAGAUUUCUCGUAAGGCAACACAUGCCUUGAAGAUGCCAAAGAAACGGGACGAUGAAGCGACUAAACAGGCGAUCGCCGACAAGGUGAAACAGAUCCAGAGUAAACAAGCAAGAUGGAUGCAGGAGAGGAAGGAGCAGCUGGACCGAGGAGGGGGGAGGCAGCACACCCAGACAGGGGGUACUGCAGGACAGAGGGGGGCGGCCAACAGGAGGGACAAGAAACCUGCUGCACAGUCUACAAAUUCAGCAUAUAUACCCUGGAUUUCCAAGAAUGACAUCGACAAGCAAUUCCAACAAAAGUCCACAAGAUCCCAGCCUCCCAAACCUUCAAGUGCGCCAACAGGGAAGUCAAGAAAACCUGAAACACUUACCAAAACAACAACAGUCCACAAUCACAAUGAAAGAAAAGUACUAACACAGAGGCCAAAAAGUGCCAGCAGAACACUGGAGAGGCCAAAGACGUAUACAAAAGGAUCUUUUGAUCAACUGAACGGCAAUGCAUUGGCUGACGACGUACGACCUACCAGUAAUGGUAGUAAUCAGAAUGCUAGACAGAUAGAGUCAGAGGAUGGAACACAAGAUGAGGAGGAUAUGGUACCUUCCACACAGUCUGACUCUGAAGACAGUACACAUUCCAGUAAUCAGGAAUUCCCUAAGCAGGACAAUAUCUCUUCUGCUAGAGAACCUUUGCACAAACACAAUUUAAAACCCAACAAGGCAGGAAAUGAUGUGGAAAAUGGUGUAAAAGCAACAGAAGUUCAGGCUGACCAAUCAGGAUCGAGAAGUGCCAGGGCUAGAGCGAUGUUGUCCCCAGACAUGUUCGAUGCGUUGGCAGAUCAGAUAGCCAACAGACUGAAGGUGAGAAUGGAUAAACCUGCCAGCAGAGAAGACACAGGAGGAGGUGGGCAAGUCUCGCAGGAAACCAGUAUUGAUACACACAAGUGUCAGGUCUGCUCUUCUCUUAUGGUUCCCCCUGACCAUCGGCCUAUGUUGGUUAUCCCCUGUGGCCACACCUUCUGUAGUGCCUGUGUCAGACAUACAGACACAUGCCCAGGGUGUGGACAGGAAGUGUCAUCCCUCACUUGCAACAUCAUGCUUCAGCAAAUAAUCAUGGAAUACAAAAGCAAGAGAAAACCUAAAACAAGAGACCAUUCAAACCUCCACAUAAGCAGUGCCAAUCACACGUAUGCUCCACAAAAGUACUCAGGCGGCACCAGCAGAUUUGAUUCCUUGGGUGAAGAAAGGAAGACAGUACCCAGCAGUGUAAAAAGGAGAGACCCUGGUUCCCAUGGUGAUGGUAAACAUAAGGGUUUCCAUGGUAACCGAGGUGAGGACUAUGUGGAGAAGUACCACACCCUGACUGUGAGGUGUGAGGUGCUGGAGACAGAGGCUGAUGGGAUCAGGGACAAAAUGGAGGCGGUUGCUAAGCAACUAGAGAGGGAACAGAAACAAGUUGCUGCUAUAGAAAAACAAGAAGAGAGCCUUAGAGAACAGAUCAGGAUGAUAGAAGAGAAAAUCAGCAGUCUCCAGAGCCACAAAGAAGGUUACAGAGACACAUGCGAUGAGUUAGAAGGACAACACUUUAACCUGGCCUCUAAGUUAUCUAUGGUGGAAGUAACUCUACAGUCAUUAACAGUCGAGAGGGAUAAGGUGAGGAUCCUGGCUCACAACUUUGAUCCAUCCAUUAACAUAGAAGAUGACUGAUUCAACAUCACUGACAAACUGGGGAACAGCAAGCAAUAGGUUAAAUAACAGAUGACUUAAAGGUGCACAUUUCCAGUUUUCCAAUUACAUGUAUUAACCUAUAACACUAAUGUGUAUCAUACAUGAUCAUUUUAUGAAUUUUUUCAUAGUAACAAACAUGAAUUAGUGCUAACAUUAAGUAGCCAACCAUCUGUACAUUUUUGUGUUUUUUAAUCACACCUUGUCUGUCAAUUGUCUUGUGCAAUUUCAUGUGAAAAUAUGACUUACUGCCUACUUACCAAAGAUGUGUUACAAAUUACAGCAAGAUGUUCUUAAUAAACAAAAUGUCACCAUAGUAAUAUGCUCUUUGAUAAUGAACCAAUGAU